Carcharodon carcharias (great white shark) is the source of this 1315-nucleotide messenger RNA. RefSeq names its product solute carrier family 25 member 5 (gene slc25a5). Bases 156 to 1052 code for a protein of 298 amino acids. NCBI's taxonomy places the organism in Eukaryota, Metazoa, Chordata, Chondrichthyes, Lamniformes, Lamnidae. The transcript is spliced from 4 exons. Gene Ontology annotation, molecular function: ATP:ADP antiporter activity. Gene Ontology annotation, cellular component: mitochondrial inner membrane. Gene Ontology annotation, biological process: mitochondrial ATP transmembrane transport; mitochondrial ADP transmembrane transport. The record is from RefSeq and is a predicted model, not a curated record.
CACUUCCGCUGCAAAAUCGGCCAUUUCGUCGGCGCCGGCAGUAGUUUAGGAAGUAUUUUGCUGCGCUGCAAGGUGGUUAAAAAAAAGGGAAGAGAAGCAAAUUAAGAACCAAGCGUUUAAUUGAACUUGAAAGGGGGGGGAAAAAAAAACAAGAAAUGGCGACUGACAGGGUUGUAAGUUUCCUUAAGGAUUUCCUUGCUGGCGGCGUGGCUGCUGCAAUUUCCAAGACGGCGGUGGCUCCCAUCGAGAGAGUGAAGCUUCUACUGCAGGUGCAACAUGCAAGCAAACAGAUUGCAGUAGAUAUGCAAUACAAAGGGAUCAUUGACUGUGUUGUACGCAUCCCAAGAGAGCAAGGUUUCUUGUCCUUCUGGCGUGGUAAUUUGGCCAAUGUGAUCAGAUACUUCCCCACCCAGGCUCUCAACUUUGCUUUCAAAGAUGUGUACAAACAGUUUUUCCUUGGUGGUGUUGACAAGAAACAAUUCUGGCGUUACUUUGCUGGUAACUUGGCUUCUGGUGGUGCAGCUGGUGCUACGUCGCUCUGCUUUGUCUAUCCUCUUGACUUUGCUCGAACGCGUCUGGCUGCUGAUGUUGGGAAGUCUGGAGCAGAGAGAGAGUUCACAGGAUUGGGUAACUGUCUUACCAAGAUCUUCAAGUCGGAUGGCUUCAAGGGGCUGUACCAGGGCUUCAAUGUAUCUGUACAAGGCAUCAUCAUUUACAGAGCUGCAUAUUUUGGCAUCUAUGAUACUGCUAAAGGAAUGCUCCCAGAUCCUAAGAACACCCACAUUGUGGUCAGUUGGAUGAUAGCUCAGACUGUAACAGCUGUUGCUGGUGUGACUUCCUACCCAUUUGACACUGUCCGUCGUCGUAUGAUGAUGCAGUCUGGUCGGAAAGGAGCUGAUAUCAUGUACAAAGGAACGCUUGACUGCUGGAGAAAGAUCCUUCGGGAUGAGGGUGGCAAAGCUUUCUUCAAGGGUGCUUGGUCCAAUGUGCUCCGAGGCAUGGGUGGUGCUUUCGUGCUAGUCUUGUACGAUGAAUUCAAGAAGUUUGUCUAAAUGGUCACAGACGUCAAUGUUGCGUGAACCAGUGUUGUACUUGUAACAUAUCUUGUACAUUCAUGGACUGUUAAGUUACACCUAUUUAUGGGGGCCCAAUCCAGUAUCUUCUGGUUUGGGUUGUGAAGCGACCAUUUUAAGUGACCACAAUCAUUCUCUAAACUUAGUGUCAUUCCAUGCUGAUGGGACUAAAUCACUUCAUCCAACUGAAUCUCUCUUUUUAAAUCAAUGUAACAAAAGAAAAUAAAAGACAGUGUAAAUGA